GGCGUCUGCCCAGGGGCCCGAAUUUCACUUUGUAACUUUCUGCGGAACCCGAGCCCGGGUGGCAGCUCCGGCGGUGGUAUCGUAUGCAAAUACGCAUGCUGACGUUACAGAUCAUGUGGGUUUUGGCGUAGAUUCCCCUCUGAUCAAGGCAUUUUCCCCCUUUUUUUUCCUUUUUUUCUUUUUUUUUUCCUUUUCUUUUUCUUUUUCUUUUCCUUUUUUUCUUCUUUUAAAAAAAAUUCGCCCAACCGUUCUCCGUACGGGGGCUUUUCCCGUCCGUCUGUCUGUCUGCCAGGCUGGCUUUCCCCACCGCCGCCGCCGCCGCCGCCUCCUCUUUCCCACGGAGCCUGAGUCGGGCGCCGGGUGGGGAGUGGGGAGAGGGUGGGGGGAGCCAGCAGAGUUCCAUUUUGGAACGCCCGUUCCUGGUCUCCGCGUUCCCAGCCCGGGUCCCCGCGUUCCCAGCCCCGCCGCAGGUCUCCGCGUGCUGGCUGCAAUCAGGCUGCAAGAUUCCCAGGAUGUAAGAGCCACACGGGGUAGACACUGACAUGAAGCUGCCUGGUAUGCUCCGGGAUUGGUACAGUGACAGGUUUCUGUGCUGAAAUCGUUUCUGAACUCUGAAACGGAAAGCUUCAGCAUCCAAGGGAAGCCAAAGGCAUUUGAGAGGAACUAAAGCCAGAAGCCAAGAGUUUCACUGGCCUGCCCCUACCCACUCCGGAAAGAAGUCGUCGCUCACGGGCGGGCAGCAUGGCGAGCAAACGGAAAUCUACAACCCCGUGCAUGGUGCGGACAUCCCAAGUAGUAGAACAAGAAGCCCUAGAGGAGGCAGACAGGGCCAAAGACAAAGGGAUGGGCAUGCCACCAUCCAGCAUGGCCAACGACAGCUGGGCAACAGAACCUGAAAACUCGUCCAAAGAAAACGAAGUGGUAGAGGUCAAAUCUAUGGGGGAAAGCCAGUCCAAAAAACUCCAGGGUGGUUAUGAGUGCAAAUACUGUCCUUACUCCACACAAAACCUGAACGAGUUCACAGAACACGUAGACACGCAGCACCCCAACGUGAUCCUCAACCCCCUCUAUGUGUGUGCCGAAUGUAACUUCACAACCAAAAAGUACGACUCCUUGUCUGACCACAACUCCAAGUUCCAUCCGGGGGAGACCAACUUCAAGCUGAAGUUAAUCAAACGCAAUAACCAAACUGUCUUGGAACAGUCCAUUGAAACCGCCAACCAUGCCGCGCCCGUCGCUGCCAGUGGGCCUGGAAGUGGUGACAAUGACCCUGGGGUCUCGGUGGGUAAAAUCCCCGUGACAAAGACAGGAAAACCGAAGGUAGAUGCCAAGAAAGUGCCCAAGAAGCCUGAUGAGGCUGCCCCCGAAAACCACAUGGAAGGGACGGCCCGGCUGGUGACAGACACAGCCGAGAUCCUGUCGAGACUGGGAAGUGUGGAGCUCCUUCAAGAUUCACUGGGACACGUCAUGCCUUCUGUACAGCUGCCACCAAAUAUCAACCUUGUCCCCAAGGUCCCCGUCCCUCUGAACACUACCAAAUACAACGCCGCCCUGGACACGAAUGCCACCAUGAUCAAUUCCUUCAACAAGUUCCCUUACCCGACCCAGGCUGAGCUCUCCUGGCUAACAGCUGCCUCCAAACACCCAGAGGAACACAUCAGGAUCUGGUUUGCUACCCAGCGCUUAAAACACGGCAUCAGCUGGUCCCCAGAGGAGGUAGAGGAGGCCCGCAAGAAGAUGUUUAAUGGCACCAUUCAGUCAGUACCCCCCACGAUCACUGUGCUUCCUGCUCAGCUGGCCCCCACAAAAAUGUCCCAGCCCAUCCUCCAGACAGCUCUGCCGUGCCAGAUCCUUGGCCAGCCCAGCCUGGUACUGACUCAAGUGACAAGCGGGUCAACGGCCGUCUCUUGCUCCCCCAUCACACUUGCCGUGGCUGGGGUGACCAACCAUGGCCAGAAGAGACCCCUGGUGACCCCCCAGGCUGCCCCUGAGCCCAAGCGUCCACACAUCGCCCAGGUGCCAGAACCUCCCCCCAAGGUGGCCAACACCCCGCUCACCCCAGCUAGCGACCGCAAGAAGACCAAGUUGCAGAUAGCGCACCUCAAGGCGAGCUUUUUACAGAGCCAGUUCCCUGAUGACGCCGAGGUCUACCGGCUCAUCGAGGUGACGGGCCUUGCCAGGAGCGAAAUCAAAAAGUGGUUCAGUGACCAUCGGUACCGGUGUCAGAGGGGCAUUGUACACAUCACCAGCGAGUCCCUUGCCAAAGACCAGAUGGCCAUCACAGGCACCCGGCACGGCCGCACCCAUCACGUCUACCCAGACUUUGCACCCCCGAAGUUCAAAGAAAAAAGCCAGGGACAGCUGAAGACUCUGGAAGACAGCUUUCUGAAGAGCUCCUUCCCCUCCCAGGCGGAAGUGGAAAGGCUGAGGGUAGAGACCAAGCUGAGCAGGAGGGAAAUCCACUCCUGGUUCUCCGACAGGCGCAAGCUCCGAGACAGCAUGGAGCAGGCCGUCUUGGAUUCCAUGGGAUCCGGCAAAAAGGGCUCCGAUGUGGUAGCCCCCAAUGGUGCUCUGUCUCGACUCGACCAGCUCUCCGGUGCCCCGUUAGCUGGCCCCUUGCCCAGCCCUUCAUCGGCAAUUAUACAGAAUCAAGAACAGGUUCACCUGCUAAGGAGUACUUUCGCGAGAACCCAGUGGCCCACUCCUCAGGAGUACGACCAGUUAGCCGCCAAGACCGGGCUGGUCCGAACUGAGAUUGUGCGCUGGUUCAAGGAGAACAGAUGCUUGCUAAAAACUGGAACCUUGAGUUGGCUGGAGCAGUACCAACAGCAUCACCUGUCAGAUGACCACGGCCACGAUGCUGUUUCAAGGAAAAUGGGGAAACAAGUGGCUGGGAGCCCAAAGAAUGGAAGCGAGGCAGCUCAGCACUAUGCCAAGGACCCCAAAGCCUUCUGCGAGGAGGAGGACUCCGGCAAGCUGGUCCCCAGGGUGAAAGUGGGUACCGAGCAGGCCAAGGACUGUUUGGCAGCCAAGCCCUCAGAGGCCCCCUCAGACAGAUCAGAGGGCAGCAGCCGAGACGGCCAGGGCAGUGAGGAAAACGAGGAGUCGGGCAUUGUGGGCUUUGUGGAGGUGACGGUUGGAGAGGAAGACGCCAUCUCAGAGAAGUGGGGAACCUGGAGUCAGAGAGUAGCAGAAGGUACAUCGGACAGGGCCGACUCCGACUCCGACAGCGCCCCUGCGGAGGCUGGCCAUGCCUAGACAGCGCACGGUCUGAACUUCUGCACUGACAAAGAGGACGCUCUCUGUCUUUGAAGAAAGAAGCGAGCCCCGCCCCAGCGGCUGCGGGCCACCUCACCAGCGACUCUGAGCGGAAGUGCUUCAGUGGCCUGUGCCUGGAGGCCCCGGACCCGGAGCUCUCAGAGCCGGUCCCAGGGUGGAAAUUGUUCAUAGUGCCAAAGUCCUACUACUGCGUUUUCAAUGGGUCCCUGUACAUAGUGUCCGCCUCUGCCCCGCCUCUUGCUAUACUGGAACCGAUUUAUACAAUGUAGGAAUUUUGUUACCUUUUUAAUCGAGGGCAACUUCCUUUUCCAGCACUUGCGCGGUAAGGUGUUAGCUUUUUUUUCUCCUCCUCCCCCAGGAAGGAGGACUAACCACGUUGAUAUUCUCUUUUUUCUUUUCACUUUAUUGAUGGGGAGGGGGGAGCAUUAGCACUAAAAUGCCACUGUAGCUACUGGAUUUUAGGUAGGAAGGGUUUCUUUUCUUUCUUUUUUUCUUUUUCUUUUCUCAAGGUAGUUUGGCCUUUGGGAGAUGUCUUUGUGGGAAGGGCUGAGGUUGGUCCUCUGGCUCAAUAUGGAAUGGUAUCACAAACAUGAACGCCCAUGCCACGCCCAUUCCACCCCACCCUCCCCACCCCGUUCCCGCAGUUGCCUUUUGGGGAUCCGGGCCUCAGACCCAUGCCAAGAGGUGGGCAUGGCUUCUCAACGGCUUGAAUAGCCGGGGAGCGGGUGGCUGCCCUCUUCACAAAUCUUUUUGAAAUACCAGCAGAAAGGGCUCCCACACUUGAUGCCGCCAUCAUUAUGCCUGGGAAAUUCAAGGAGAGUGGUGUUUCUGCCUGGCCCGUAUAAAGGUGGAGAGUGGUGUUUCUGCCUGGCCCGUAUAAAGGUGGAGAGUGGUGUUUCUGCCUGGCCCGUAUAAAGGUGGACAUCUCUGGGCUUCUUGGCUUUUUCUCACUGCCUUUUCUUGGUGUGGCACUGACCAGAUUUCAGCUUGAAGCCUCACUGGGAAUUGAUUCUUUUUUGUCCGUGUGUGUGUGUGUGUGUGUGUGUGUGUGUGUGUGUGUGUGCGUGCGCGUGCACGCGCGUGUGUGUGUUCGGGCCAAUUUUAGAUACCUGAGUGCACUUUUUAUUUUUAGUUAGUCCUAAGUUUUAAAAAAGGAAAGCCAAGAGAUAAAUCUCGUAUAAACGUCUCCACACGGAUUCUGUUUGCUGUCCUUGUCCCCUCCCCCGCCCCCCAGCCCCCCAGCCCCCCCUGAGUACACUGCACAAGUAAAAUGCUAGAGAGUUUGAAUAACAGCAGUUUUUCCAACUUGUUGCUCAUUUGUUGUAACUCAAUAAAGCAGAGACUAAGCGUUUCUAUAGCCUUC
Mesocricetus auratus (golden hamster) is the source of this 4642-nucleotide messenger RNA. It is a transcript of the gene Zhx2, whose product is annotated as zinc fingers and homeoboxes 2. NCBI's taxonomy places the organism in Eukaryota, Metazoa, Chordata, Mammalia, Rodentia, Cricetidae. Bases 742 to 3258 code for a protein of 838 amino acids. The transcript has 4 exons. Gene Ontology annotation, molecular function: DNA-binding transcription factor activity, RNA polymerase II-specific; DNA binding. Gene Ontology annotation, cellular component: nucleus. Gene Ontology annotation, biological process: regulation of transcription by RNA polymerase II. The record is from RefSeq and is a predicted model, not a curated record.